CUGCGACGACCCUUGCCUCCUUGUUGUCCUCGACACGCAGCAAACGCGCGACUUCCACGUUCAAGCCCAACGAGGCCCACGACAGUCGACACCUCUCCACCCUCGGACCACCGCGUCACAGCAACACCCAACGUCAGCCAUCAUGUUGGUGGCAUCGUUUUGGGUUGUGCCCAUUUUCAGUUCGAUAGUAUGGAUGGCCAUGUUGAUCACCAUGCUGGUGUACUGGAGCACAAAGGGGCAUCCAAUCUUCCCAACAAUGGCCAAUGGCCAAACAAUAGCCUACAUCUCUGAUAUCGGCGCGCAAAACCUCAAGCCUAUGUUCAUCGCCAUGUCCGCGGUCACCGUUGUUACCUUCAACCUAGCCUUCAUCUGUGAGCGUUAUUUGCGCCAUGCCGGCAAACUCGCGCCCAACACAUCGAUCUGGCAGAAGAUCUACUCUUUACUGAGCAUCAUCGCUGCAAUCGUAGGCGCAGUCGGCCUUAUCCUCCUCACCAUCUUCGACAACUACCACCACAGCCGGAUGCACAACAUCUGCUUGGCUAUCUUCAUCAUUGGAUACAUUGUCAGCGCAAUCUUCAUUUGCUGGGAAUACCAGCGCCUGGGAAUCCACUACCGCCAGCACUCAAUCCUCCGCAUCUCCUUCUGGGUCAAGCUCGCCUUCAUUAUCGCCGAAAUCUGCCUCUGCAUCGUUUUCGGCGUCACUCAAAAGUACAAGUACUGGAAUGUAGCCGCUGUGUUCGAGUGGAUCAUUGCGUUCGUCUACACCUGGUACGUGCUGAGCUUCUUCAUCGACUUCCUGCCCGCUGUGCGCGGCAAGCACCACCAGAGCUACCAGACCGAGAUGCAAAUGGCCGAGGAGGGUGGACCUCAGCCGAGAACCAUGGGCGACGGCGCUGCAGAAAGCCAACAGUACUUCCGUGGACAGUCGGCAAACGCCGUGCCUCAUGUCAAUGGCAACGGACGUGUCACCGACGGCUAUACCAACGGCUAUGCCAGUGGAGAGCCCGGGCAGAACUUCUACCCUAACGCCAACGGCUACAACAAACAAUACCCUAAGCCAGAGGCGCCUCUUCCUUCAAGGAACUUUUAGACACUUCUCCUAUAUUCGUUUGUAGUGUGCGAAUGCAUUCCUAUCUAUAUAUUUCCUUAAUAUCAUGUAAUUUGGCGGCUUGAUUUAUGACUGCAACGAUAUACCACAAUGGGGGCAAUGUUCUUAUUCUUUGCGAGCAUGUAUACAAGUAUACGAGGCGGUUGAGGAGCAACAUUGAGGAUUUUCCAGCAUCAGUAUAUUACCAUCUUAAUCCAUGGCCUAACUUCAACAUACUGU
This is a messenger RNA of Macroventuria anomochaeta, 1327 nucleotides long. RefSeq lists its product as uncharacterized. Gene Ontology annotation, biological process: GPI anchor biosynthetic process. The transcript has 3 exons. The record is from RefSeq and is a predicted model, not a curated record. Gene Ontology annotation, cellular component: endoplasmic reticulum membrane; Golgi membrane. NCBI's taxonomy places the organism in Eukaryota, Fungi, Ascomycota, Dothideomycetes, Pleosporales, Didymellaceae. The coding region runs from base 143 to 1090 and encodes 315 amino acids.